AUGACGUAUGUAACUGAAGGGAACGUCGUGAACAAGCGCUCGUCGUGGAGAUUGUCCGUCAUACCCGACACGUUCUGGGGUGUCGUAAACCUCGUCGGACUCUUUGUGACGUCGUUGUUUUCGGAUGUGUCAUCGACCACUCGGUCCAAUACUAACAUUGGCUCAGCUCCACAUCAUGGCCCGGACAACAAUAGACGUGGAGGUCCACGUCGUCCCAUGGGACGAGUGAAUCGUCAGAGCACGGUCAAUAUGCCGAUGGGCGGAGGCUGCUGCGGUUAG
Molecule: messenger RNA, 279 nt
Organism: Peronospora matthiolae
Lineage: Eukaryota; Oomycota; Peronosporomycetes; Peronosporales; Peronosporaceae
Source: the annotation of a GenBank genome assembly